Bursaphelenchus okinawaensis is the source of this 3227-nucleotide messenger RNA. NCBI's taxonomy places the organism in Eukaryota, Metazoa, Nematoda, Chromadorea, Rhabditida, Aphelenchoididae. The record is from the annotation of a GenBank genome assembly.
AUGACUACGUUAAAUAUCGACGAUGCGGAGGACCUUAUGGAUGUGUUGUUGAGUAAGGAAGUUUUUAAACCGAUAGAAGCACCUCUUGACGAAGAAAUGGAACAAGAUGAAGAGGAAGAAGAGCAAAGUGAUGAAGAGAUGGAAGAAGAAGAAGAGGAGGAGGAGCAAGAAGAGAUUGUAAGGCUAAUCUUGUUUUGUAUUUUUCUAUAUUUAGGCAAUGUAAAACGUCUUUUUGUAGUUAGUAAGACGUAGUUUUGAAGUUAGUUUGAAAAUAAAUUAAUAAGUCAUUUUUGUUUUAGGUAACAUUAAUGAAUUUUUUUUAAAAUUUUGGUUGGUUAGAGAUUUAAACUUUUUUUAGGUAAUAGAACAGCCAAAGCAGGAAGAACCGAAGCGAUUAAAUGGUAGAGACAGGCUGAAUCAAUGGUUAGAGAAUGUAGAAGAAGUAAGUUUUAUGUUUUCUUAGAUUAUUUUAUAUUUAGAGACUUGAUAUGAGUAAAUGGGAAGAACUGAACGUCCCAGAAGAGAUACUCUGCGCUUUGGAGUGCGAAAAGUAAGUUUUUAUUGCUGGUAUUGGAGUUUUUUAUUUUUAUGUUUAGAUGUUAAAAUAGGCAGUAAACGAUCAUAAUAUUUGUACCAUUGUAUUAGUAAUAGCUUUUUUAGCUGCUUCACAAGUUUAAAUCACAUUUAGUGUUAACAACAGUGUUAUUUUAUUAUAUGUUAAUUAUUUGUUUUCUAGACUUACUAACCCUACAAACAUCCAGCAAGAAGUUGUGCCUAUAGCUCAAAACUUUAUUGAUGUUUUUGGAGCCGCUGAAACUGGCAGUGGUAAAACUUUGGCGUUUUUGAUUCCGAUUUUGUCAAACUUGUUGAAACAACAACAAGAACAAAAGGUUGACUUCAAGAACAAAAAGUUGUUUGCAGUUAUUAUAGCUCCGACCAGAGAGUUGGUUAUGCAGAUUAACAAGGAAUUCAAAAAGUUUUCAAAGUUUACGGACUUUAAAGCCGCUGGCAUUAUUGGAGGAAUGAGUGAGGAGAAACAGAGAAGGUUGCUGAACUCGAAACCUGAUGUUAUUAUUGCUACUCCUGGACGGUUUUGGUCUUGGGUGAGCUUUUGUGUUACUGUUCGUGGUUAAAUGAGUUCUAUAAUGUUAACACACAUCAAGGCACAUGAAUCAGAUUUUUAAAAGUUUUCAAACAUCAGUUCAGUUAUUGUUUUAUGCUCAAAAGCUUUAAUAUAAUGAAGGUAUUGAUAUAGAAAUGGUGAAAUAACGACUAAUUUCAGGCAACAACACAUCCUUAUGCAGGAGACUUCUCAAAGCUGAAGAACGUUGUAAUUGAUGAGAUUGAUAGAAUGUUGGAGAAGGGUCAUUUUAAAGAAAUGAAUGAGCUUAUCGCAAAAAUUUAUGAGUAAGAUUUUAAAGCUUUAUCUAAUGUUAUCUACUAUUUUUUGUUGUAGCUUAGGAAAUGAGUUAUUUAAAGCAUCUAAUAUAAAUUCUAUUUUUUCAAAUUUAAUUUAAAAAGUAUUUUUAGACAAAAAACUGAACAAAUUCAAACUCUUGUCUUCUCAGCUACCUUAACAUUCCUUGUCUUACCUGACGUCACUAAAGCCCAGCAAACUCGUGAACUCAAGCUCAAAGAGAUUGCCAAAGCUACUCGAAUGAGGAAAAAGUACAAAGUUGUUGAUCUGACUAACGAAUUCGCAACUCCAACAACUUUAAAAGAACGGAAGAUUUGUUGCCAAAACUUAUUGGAGAAGGACAGUCGUCUCUAUUACUUGUUGAUGACCUACAAAGCAAGAACUUUGAUAUUCACGAAUAGUAUCGACGCUUCGAAGAGACUGUACACUCUGUUAUUGAAGUUAAAGCUAACGCCCACUCCAUUGUUACUACACGCGAAAAUGCAGGAACGGAAGAGAUUGCAGAAUCUGGAUAGGUUUAGUGGUAUGUUAAGGUUUUGGUCGAUUUUUGGUUGUAAUUUCAUUUUUUCUGUCGAAAAUUGCUUUAUAUUUUUUUUGACUUCGGCUGUUUUUUCAUAUUUUUGUCUGGUUGAUAUUAUACUGCAUAUUCAGAUAAAUGUUUUGUUUACCAACCAUAUUGUUUAUUACUUAUCAUGAUAAAACACAUGUUUUAGCCACCCCCAAGUCUGUUCUAAUUGCCACAGAUGUUGCUGCCAGAGGUCUGGACAUUAAAAACAUUGAAAAUGUCAUCCAUUAUCAAAUACCACGAACUGCUGAAGAUUAUAUUCAUAGAUCAGGUCGAACAGCGAGAGCCUUACAGAAUGGAAUGUCACUUUUGUUGCUAGACCCACAAGAUGUACAAAGAUACAAAAAGAUUUGUAAAAGUUUGCACAGAGAGAACGAGGUAUCCAGCUUGGAGAUGGACAAUGUCAGAAGGGUCAAGGCUAUUCAACAUAGGUGCUACUUGGCUUCACAAAUCGAAAAGUUUGAGUAUCAGUUGAGAAAGGUGAGCGAUGAUGGUAAAUAUAGUGUUAAAGUAGACUAACAGUAUUUUUUGAAUAUUUAUUAGAUUUUCUUAGGUAUAUUUAGGUCUUGGUUGAUAUUUUAUACUACUUCAAGUUAAUUUUCUUAAUAUUCUAAAAGUAUUCUCAAACACACAUCAAGCGGAGAUGAAUGUGAACGUUUGUUCUGUUAUACUUUCUUGGAAUUAAUUAUUUUUUGCGAAAAUGCAUACGACCCACUGAAGAAAGACAUCAUUUUAGGUAUCAUCGGCAGUGAACUGGAAGAAGCGAAUGGCCAAAGAAGCGGAUCUUGAGCUUAGCGACGAAGGGUAUGCUGGUAUAUUAUUUAUAACCUAGAGAACACAAAUUAGGUCUUUAAAAACAUAUUUUGGGAAACUUAGGUGAUAAACAUACUAAGGAAACAAAAUUUUAAAGUGAUAACAGAAUGUUAUGAAUUUUAAAAGUUACAAGAUUCAUUAGGUAUGAGCUAUGUAGUAAAUAAAGAUAAAAUUAGGUAAUAAGUUACUGAUUUUUUUGACCAUGUUUUUAAAAUUUUAUAAAAAUAUACGAAAAACUAUUAAGAAAACCAAUUUACGUAAAUAUUAUAAUAAGGAAAGAAAAUUCGGGGCUCAUUAAUCAUGGUAAUAUAUUCUUGUAGGGAAGAAGAUACCGAGAGUGAUGAGGCCAACAAGAAACGCCUGAAGAAGGCGGCCGAAAAGGCGCUCAAGGCAGCGUUGGCGCACCCAUUGCCUAAAACAUCAUUAGCAUGA